CUUGCUCUCCCUCUGUCACACCCACAGUAGGUAUAGUGUCACCAAUAGCGUAAGUUAGCCUUGGUGUGCUUUUAGGCUGCACCUUUCAAGUCUUUUGAGUGAUCUAGCAGAGUCUAAGAGACAGCCUCAGCCCUCAGGUCCCAAUGCAGACGAUUCUUCAUCAGUCUUCUGGGUGACAUAGAGGCCUGCCUGCCUGCCCUACCUGGUACCUGCUUGCCUUCCUGCCUGGUGCCUCUCCUGGCCCAUCAGAAAACACCAGACACCUGCAAGCUAACAGAAGAGGAGUCUGGGCUAACUGGACCAGACAUCAUCAUCACCACUAGUCUACAUUACAUCUGUUGCUGUCCUGUCCUGUCUACACUCAGCAAUAGUCUCAUCCUUGCCAGAGACCACCCAGAGACCAGCACACCUUGGCCCAGGAGGCAGCAGCCAUGUCGAGUCAGGGGGAGAGUCUAUCAUCAGAGGGCAGCAGCUCAUUGUUACCGCCCUGCCUAGGUCUGCCCGAGAGAAACAUGGGACACAGGGCCGGGGCUGCCUGGGAGAUGGAGGACACCAAGCCCUGCAUGGAGGCUCUGGAGCAUUGUGGGUUUCCAGGCCUCUACCUGUCCUGCUUCGACAUGCUCUUUACCGAGGACUCCGCCUGGCUGGUGAAGGUGUCCGAGGCCUCCCCGGGUCUGGCCUGCGCCAUGCCUGUCCCUGUACCCAGGACGGCGCACGGAGAGGAGCCAGAGCAGUGCCCCGUCAUCGACAGCCAGGCCCUGGGGCUCUCCCCAGGGCUAGAGGGCCAGGAGGAGGAGCGAUCCCUGGAGCAGGUCCAGAGCAUGGUGGUCGGAGAGGUUCUGAAGGACAUCGAGACAGCCUGCAAGCUGCUCAACAUCACCCCAGACCCCAUGGAGUGGAGCUCGGGAAACGUUCAGAAGUGGUUGCUGUGGACAGAGCAUCUGUACAGACUGCCUCAGGCUGGAAAGACCUUCCAGGAGCAGACUGGGAAAGACCUGUGUGCCAUGAGUGAAGAGGACUUCAGGCAGAGGGUCCCUCAGUGUGGAGACACUCUGCACGCCCACCUGGACAUCUGGAAGUCAGCUGCCUGGAUGAAAGAGAGGUGUUCAGUUGGAGACAGCAAAAUCAUAGGGGGAGAAGAGCUGUGGUUGGAGGCAGACUCGUCGUGCUCAGGCCAGCCCAUCCACCUGUGGCAGUUCCUCAGAGAGCUGCUCCUCAAGCCCCACAACUACGGACGCUGCAUCCGCUGGCUCAACAAGGAGAAAGGUAUUUUCAAAAUCGAGGACUCUGCUCAUGUGGCAAGACUCUGGGGACGGAGGAAGAACCGACCAGCGAUGAACUAUGACAAGCUGAGCCGCUCCAUACGGCAGUAUUACAAGAAGGGCAUCAUCCGCAAGCCUGAUGUCUCCCAGAGACUGGUCUACCAGUUUGUCCACCCAGUAUAAGGGGAAGGAGGAGGACAAAGGCCUACAAAGAAAGGGCCACACGAUCACACCUUGGUCUUGAACAUUACACAACUAAGCUGAAAAGGGGUAAAACACAUGCACUGGCCAAUCCCUGUCAGUACACAUACCCUUUGCCAGUACGGAAGUGUCAGCUGCCAAAGCUGGCAAAUGAAGAUUUUAUUUUUCUAACGCAGAGAAUGUUAAGUGAUCUUUCUGGACUGCCC
Molecule: messenger RNA, 1669 nt
Organism: Oncorhynchus keta (chum salmon)
Lineage: Eukaryota; Metazoa; Chordata; Actinopteri; Salmoniformes; Salmonidae
Product: SAM pointed domain-containing Ets transcription factor-like
Exons: 6
Coding region: 432-1445 (337 amino acids)
Biological process (GO): cell differentiation; regulation of transcription by RNA polymerase II
Cellular component (GO): nucleus
Molecular function (GO): DNA-binding transcription factor activity, RNA polymerase II-specific; sequence-specific DNA binding
Source: RefSeq, a predicted model, not a curated record